Messenger RNA from Arachis duranensis, 453 nucleotides. RefSeq lists its product as uncharacterized. NCBI's taxonomy places the organism in Eukaryota, Viridiplantae, Streptophyta, Magnoliopsida, Fabales, Fabaceae. The coding region runs from base 1 to 453 and encodes 150 amino acids. The record is from RefSeq and is a predicted model, not a curated record. The transcript has 3 exons.
AUGGCUCCUAUGCCAGGUUACUCAUAUCCAUCUUAUAGAGUCAUUCCCACCAACCAGAUGGCCCAACCGAGUGGGAUUGCUCCAGGUAGAUUGUCAUUGGAUACGAGACCUCGACAGCUCACUUUGUCUGAGAGCUACCAGCCAGUUGAUGAGGACAAUGAUGACUUUCUGGUUGACCAUCCAGAUGGGGAUGAGGUUGCAGAUGAGGAUGAUGAUGAGGACGACGAUGAGGAUGAGGCGGAUGGUGAGGAUGAUGAUGAUGGGGGUGAUGGUCCGGAUGAUGCUUCAGUGCCUACUGUAGGUACAACCACUAGCGAAAAAGAAAAAGGAUACAACCUUAGAGCUGACCCCCCUCGGCAGAGUGCUAGUCGGUAUACCCUAUCCACUUUUAAAAAGGUUGCAAAGAAAUGCAAGAAAUUAGUCAAAGAUGUAAAAUGGGCGAUGAGAAAAUGA